AUGGCCGAGGAAGAAGGUAGCUCAUCCGUGGGAGCUGACGGCCUGUACUCAAGGGCCGCGUACGUCGACACGCCCGCCAUUCCUGACUACCAAACCCUACACGACAAUACUCCUGCUGUUCAACAGAUCAAAGAUCUGUACUGGGACAAUCGUUGGGAUUUUACAAAAUGGCACAUGGCUUUAUUCUACAUGACCUCAAAAGACCACCUUGCAGAUUUGGCUGAAAAUCCUGAAGCAGCUCGGGAGUAUGGUAAUGGUGCUGAGCUCUUUCGCGCUCUUUUUAAUUUCGGCCGUAUCCCUGCCUCGUACAAGCUUCGAGCUCCUCAUGCCAGUGCGGCGGUGAACUUGGCGCCACCAAGUGCCUCAGUCACGUUUGACAUCUCGGCAGGCGCCUCCAAGUCUCGUGAUGCCAAUGAGGCCACCCAGGAUAGACUCAAGAGGAAAUCCUCCGUUAUUUCAUUGACUGGAACUUUGAAGAAGAAGGCCACAGACUUCAUGAAGCGCAGCGAAACCCUCCGAUCCUUGAGGCGGUCCUCGUCUAGCAGUGACUCCAGUCCUCACCCGUCGACCAACACAGGAACGGGGCCCCCUGCCCCUACCGCUCCGUUAGACAAAGGAAAGCGUCCCGUGACCCGUUCAGCUGCUGCUGCUGCUGCAGCGCGUAUGCCUCACGAUACGAAUCAGAUCAACAGCGCACAAAGAGGAGAAACCGCACGGCACGAAGGAUCUCACCAAAAAGCACCAGCCUGUAUGCAUUCUUCUGAUGUACCGCCUGCCAUACAUAAGCGACGCAAAUUUGAAGAGGUUCAAAAGCGUGACCGUCAAGGCUGCGUCGUGACACAUAAAGCAAAGCCCUUCGAGGGCGCCCAUAUAGUGCCAUUUGCCGUCAACUCAACCGAGGCCGGCCUUGGCUACCUGCCUCCCGCCCUUGCCAUUGCGGAGCGUCUCUUAGGAGAGUCGUUUGGACAGACCAUUCGAAGAAACUUAGACACUCUUGGGGGGACAGACCGUCCCUUCAACAUCAUUACCCUGACUCCUUAUUUGCACCGAUUAUGGGAUGCUUAUGGUUUUAUUGGUUUCAGACCCUGCUAUAUUGAUGCUGAGCAAGACAAGUCCGGCAAAACUCUAUACUUUGCCACGUUUACAUUUCACUGGCUUUUCAAGAACGCCUUGGAUGGGGACGUCGAUCUUGGGAAGAAUAUCACAGCGCACGACUGCUAUAUGAUGGUUGAAGAAUCGACUGAGUUCGCCGCCGAAAAGGACCGCUAUUUCGAAACGGUGUAUACGCCGGGCAGAGAACCACAGCGACUGCAGGAUGGACACGUCUGCCGAGUCGAGUUUGAAGACAGAAGGCUGGCAGAGCGUAUGAUGGUGAUGCUAGAUCUUCGUUGGCACGCCUCACGUCUUUUGCGCCUGUCUGGGAGAGCUGGGGACGACUUUCUCAAGCUCGACCCCAAUGAUGAUGACAGCGACUCCGACGGUUAUUAUCUUGUCUUUGAUGAGGAGGCCUCCAGGGGCGUCUGGGGUUCUGACUAUUAG
Messenger RNA from Beauveria bassiana ARSEF 2860, 1539 nucleotides. RefSeq lists its product as uncharacterized. The transcript has 3 exons. The coding region runs from base 1 to 1539 and encodes 512 amino acids. Lineage: Eukaryota; Fungi; Ascomycota; Sordariomycetes; Hypocreales; Cordycipitaceae. The record is from RefSeq and is a predicted model, not a curated record.